CAACCAACGAAACAAGCAAGCAAGCAAGGCAAGGCAAGCAAGCGCGACGAAACCAAAAAAACGGACCAACCCCCACAUACGCACGCAAACGCUUGCAACACCCAUCAACCACACACACAGCAACAGCAACAACAGCGACAGCAACGCACGAACCAACCACCGUCUGUCUCUCUCUGCCUGAUCCACACAGCCACACGUCCAUCGUCCAUCCACCUGUGCGUGAUCAGCUUCACAGCCUUCUUCUUUCAGACUUGCUCGCUGGCUGGCCAGCUGCCCUGCUGCCCUGCUGCUGUUUUUCUUCUCGUCUGUUUCCUCUGAGCAAGCACGGACACCAACACCCACCAACGCACACGCCGUCCACACCAAGACCCACGCAAACCACAGCCACCGUUCCGUACAUACCACGGCAACAACAGCUUUUUGCUGUUGUUAAGUUUACUGCUUCCUUCUUGUGACACCAAGUCUUACGGGCAACGUAACGGCUCACCGGUUGAGAAAGGGAAGCACACUUGGGCGCUGCGAGCAUCCGCGUUCCUCCUCUUGCACUGCCAGCUCGUUUGUCGCCCCGUCUCGUGCCUCUGUUUCUGCAAACCGUUGCUGCGACACCGUUGUCGCGUAGACGUCCACCAUGACAGAGCCAAAGAUCCAACAACUGUAUGAUGACAUUUCGGUGUCUGCUGUGAACCUGUCUCGUGAUGGAACGACCACCGUCACCAGCACAACCGCAGGGGCAAACUCGGCGUCAUCUGCGACGCUGGCGCCGGCGUCGGCCGUUGCACCCGCGCUGCCACGCAUCAACGAGCGCCCAAACUCCGCCGCGCGCGGCUCGCACAUCACCUCCGCGCCCAUUGGCCGGCUGUCGCGCAUUGACUCUGCCAAGGCCAAGGUGAAGCAGGAGCUGCCACUCACGCCGCUGCAGGCGAUUGAGAAGUACAGCCGCCACCUCACCCCUUACGAGCAGGACGAGAUUAUGACAUACCCGCAGGUGUGGUUUGUCGGGCACCGCGCGAAGAAGAUCAACGCAAACGCGUCCAAGCCAAACAACUGCGGCUACGACGACGACAAGGGCCGCUACAAGUGCGUGAAGCACGACCACAUUGGGUACCGCUACGAAAUCAUGCGCGGGCUGGGCAAGGGCUCCUUUGGCGACGUGGUGGAGACGUACGACCACAAGAACAAGCAGCCACAGGCCGUCAAGAUUAUUCGCAACGAGCGCAGGUUCCACCGGCAGGCGCAGAUUGAGGUGAAGAUUCUUGAGCAGCUGAAGCGCAGCGACCGCCGGCGUAACCACCAUGUCGUGCACAUCAACGAGUACUUUAUGUUCCGCAACCACCUGUGCAUCACGUUUGACCUGAUGCACCAGGACCUGUACACGGCGCUGAAGAAGGACGGCUUCAAGGGGUUCACGCUCACGCAGGUCAACAAGUUCUGCCGCUCGCUGCUGUCGUGCCUGCGGCUGCUGCGCCGACAGAAGGUGAUCCACUGCGACCUCAAGCCCGAGAACAUACUGCUCACGGAGCGGAACAACGACGACAUCACCGUCAUCGACUUUGGGUCGGCGUGCCUGGAGCACCAGAAGAUACACUCGUACAUCCAGAGUCGCUUCUACCGUGCGCCCGAGAUCAUAUUGGGUACCGGGUACUCGAUUGCCAUUGACAUGUGGUCGCUCGGCUGCAUCCUCGCCGAACUGUACACGGGGCAGCCCAUCUUCCCUGGAAGGGACGAGAAGGAGCAGCUCAUGUACCAGAUGGAGGUACUCGGUACCCCGCCAGCGCACGUGCUGCGCGUGGCCAAACGCACAAGCGUGUUCUUCCACAGCGAUGGUUCACCGCGCGUCACGCGCGACCGCAAGGGGCGUGUCCACGUUCCCGGUGGACGCCCGCUCCACAAGGCCGUGCGCACAGACAACCAGGACUUUCUCGAUUUCCUCCAGCGGUGCUUCGAGUGGGAUCCGCACACGCGCAUUUCGCCCAAGGAGGCGUCUCGCCACCCGUGGAUCAGCACAGAUGCAGGCAGCCGGCUGAUGGUCGAGGCUGCGUUGUCGGAGAGCCAGCGCAGCAACAGCUCGGUGUCGCGCCUGGCAGACAACCUCUCGCGUGUCAAGGCCGUGCCCAACCCAGACGAAUACCACGAAGUGACUGUUGCGGUUGACGGCAACUCCAGCAAGCCCGCGCCAACACAACAACAACAGCAACAGCAGCAGCAGCAGCAGCAAGUGUCGGCUGGCGUGGCGUCUGCACCAAACGCACCAUCGUCAUCGUCAUCAUCAAUAGCAACAGCAAAGACGGCGGGGUCAACACGCAGCAGUGGCGGUGGCAGUGGCGUGUCGAGCUCGGGGCUGCACCGAUCACAGAGUAUGCGCACACAGCCACCACCAGUAUCAUCGGCAGCAACGGGGCCAACCUCGAUGAGCAAGCCAGGCCGCACUGCCAGCUCUGGACCAAAGAUGACAUCCCGCAGCAGCAGCAUGAAGCAGCAGCAGCAGCAGAGCACGCCAGGUGGUAUGUCGUCGUCGUUGGGGAGCAGCCUGUCACGAACAUCCUCAAAUGCACGGCCAAUGCCGCCCUCGUCCGCAAGCACACGCUCCACGCGUCUCCGUGGUCGCCAGGCGUGGGGGUCUGUGAAACUUGACCCCAUCAACCCGCAGCCAGAUAAGGUGCGCACCGCUAGCGAAACCAAGAGCUCCAACGUCUAGCACCUUGCUGCAGGACGUGGUGUUGGCGCACGAUGCACGCUGCAGGGCUCUGUUCCUUCGCGAUCCUUGCAGUUCGUGUGUGUGCGUGCGCGGGUGCACGUAUUUGUCGUGUGUUUUGCGUGCGUGUGUGUGCGUGAAUUAGCGUGGCAGUCGAGGGUGUAUGUAGGAGUUGAGCAGACACUAGUGUGUUAAGCCAUUCUUGUUUGUUUGUGUGUGUGCGUGUGUGUGUAUGUGUGUUGUGAGCAGGCUGUACAAUGGUGUCUGUCCAUGUGCGGUCGCAUGCCGUUGCUGUUACUCUUUUCCCUUUUUUGCUCCUUUCCUUUUGCGUUCUCUCGUGGCUUUUGUGCCUUUUUAUUGGCGUUAUCUUCAUUGACAUCAUCGUUCGUUGUUGACAAUCACACAUCAUCUUUGUAUUGGUACGCGCUAUUCAUCAUCCCUUCGUUCAUUCCUUUGUAUUGCUUUGUCCAUUUUGUCGCUUUGUAUUGCGUUGUCCAAGUUCACUCUCUGUAAUCGACCUGACUGUUGUGCAUACCCUUUUCCCUAACAUACAGCAUUGUUGAGCCCA
Salpingoeca rosetta is the source of this 3260-nucleotide messenger RNA. Its product is annotated as CMGC/DYRK/DYRK2 protein kinase. Lineage: Eukaryota; Choanoflagellata; Craspedida; Salpingoecidae. Bases 629 to 2695 code for a protein of 688 amino acids. Gene Ontology annotation, molecular function: ATP binding; protein serine/threonine kinase activity; protein serine/threonine/tyrosine kinase activity. The transcript has 3 exons. Gene Ontology annotation, biological process: peptidyl-serine phosphorylation; peptidyl-threonine phosphorylation. The record is from RefSeq and is a predicted model, not a curated record. Gene Ontology annotation, cellular component: nucleus.